Molecule: messenger RNA, 951 nt
Organism: Centruroides sculpturatus (bark scorpion)
Lineage: Eukaryota; Metazoa; Arthropoda; Arachnida; Scorpiones; Buthidae
Gene: Ctu2
Product: cytoplasmic tRNA 2-thiolation protein 2-like
Exons: 10
Coding region: 73-951 (292 amino acids)
Biological process (GO): tRNA wobble position uridine thiolation
Cellular component (GO): cytosol
Molecular function (GO): tRNA binding; sulfurtransferase activity
Source: RefSeq, a predicted model, not a curated record
UUUCAUAAAAGAAUUUGACACGUGCUUGCGAUCGCGUUUUACUAUUAAACUUAUUAAAAUUAAAUUUUUAAGAUGUGUUCAGUCGAAGACGGAAAUGAAACUGUAGAAAUAAAGACUAAGGCUAAAAGUUUAUGUAGAAGAUGUAACGAAAAAGCAUCUAUAGUUCAUGGAAAGGAUUCUUUUUGUCGUUCCUGUUUCUUGGCCUACUGUACACACAAAUUUCGUGGAACAUUAGGUAAAUCUAAACAAAUAAAAAGAGGAGAGAAGAUCUUAAUUGCAUUUUCUGGUGGAAUGUCAUCAUCUGCUAUGUUACAUAUGAUAAAAGAAGGGUUAAAAGAAGCUUCACACAAAAGACUAAGUUUCCAUCCUAUUUUACUUUUCAUUGAUGAAACUUCAAUUUUUUCAACAAUCAAUGAUGAAAAUGAAGAAAAUAAAGAAAUUUAUAAAGUUAUGUUGGAUAUUGGAUUUCCUUCUUAUAUUACUAGAUUAGAAAUGGUAUACCAUGAUGAGAAGAGUGUAUUUUAUCAAUCUUUGGAUGCAUCAUAUUUUAAUUUUAUUAAUUAUAACAAAGAGAAAAAAUUAUUAAUGGAAGCUUUAGAUAGUUUUAAAUCAUUGAGUUCUAAAGAAAAUUUCAUAAAAAAUUUAAGAUAUAACUUAAUUAUGGAUAUUGCUAAAAAUGUUGACUGUUCUAAGAUUUUUGUUGGUGAAUCUGCCACUUUGCUUGCUAUUCGGUUGUUGUCUGAUCUUGCUCAAGGAUGUGGUGCUAAUAUAGCUGAUGAAACAGGCUUUGUUGAUGGUAGAUAUGCAAUACCAAUCCUCAGACCAAUGAGAGAAUUUCUCAACAAAGAAAUAGCCAUGUACAACCAUUUUUUAGAUAUACCAUAUCAAGUUAAACAAACAUUAUCUACAAAGGUGGGAUACUCUGUAAAUAAUGAAGCUCUUGCAAUCUAA